AUUUCAUUCUGCCCCCCUUCCAGAUAAGAUUACCCCAAGAUCUGAGACCCGAGCAAUAACUGAUAAGCCAUGCCAUACAUUUGAGGGUCUGUUCAGAUAAAGAUCAGUACGUCUAAGGGAUUAUGCCAAACGUUCUCAACAUCUUAAUGACGUUGACCAGAGCCUGUUAGGAGAGCUGACAGAAUUGUAGAAGCAUCUGCUCACUUCUCAACAACUUAUGACUCUUAGAGGGAAGAGAAACAGACCAGUGCCCUGUAUAAUUCCUAGGGAUGCAAUUGAGUGUCUGAGCUUUAUCAGCAAUACAAAAGUCAGAGAGGCUGUUGGUAUCGCUAAGAACAACACAUACUUGUUUGCAAGUACAGGACAGUACAAUGUUCGUUUCUACGAAUUAUUGAGGGCAAUUUGUGGGGAACUGAGUUUAAGCCACCCAGAUAGAAUCACAAGUGUGAACCUUAGGAAAUACACUGCAACAUUAAGUCAGGUGCUAAACCUUAAACCAAACGUGCUACAAUGGCUGUGUAGCCACCUGGGUCAUACAACGAGAGUGCACUUGGACCACUACAGGCAAAUGUCUGGCUUCAUUGAAAGAGUCAAAAUCAGCAAAGUAUUGCUGAUGCAGGACAUGAACCUUACAGAAAAGUUUGUGGGAAAGAGCCUUGAUGAAAUUGGGAGCAUUCCUUUUGAAGGUAUUUUUGAUGAUUUUUAGCUCUGCUGUUUUCGGAGAAAACCCGAGGUAUUGUCAUAGCCAGCUCGUCCGGCGUCUGCCGUCUACCGUCCGCCUGGUCCUAAAACCUUGACAAAGUGCUUCCACCUACAACUUUAAAACUUCAUAUUUAGAUGCACCUUGCUGAAUUUUACAUGCCACACCCAUUUUUGGGUCACUAGGUCAAGGUCACUGUGACCUUCAAAAAAAUUUUAAUCUGACAUGCUUUCAUUUAUUCAAAACUGCACCGGCAGCCGAGCGUUGGCACCCUUUAUGCUGUGAUCUUGUUUUAAUAUCAUAAAUACAUACCUGUUAUCUCUAGCU
Molecule: messenger RNA, 1027 nt
Organism: Dreissena polymorpha
Lineage: Eukaryota; Metazoa; Mollusca; Bivalvia; Myida; Dreissenidae
Exons: 4
Coding region: 218-706 (162 amino acids)
Source: RefSeq, a predicted model, not a curated record